AUGACUAUGAGUCCGGAUCAACAAUGGAUAUCGACAGUAUCGAUGAACAGAUUUUACGAUUAUUGCCAUUUAAUCGAAUGCGCCUAUCAUAUAAUCAGUAGGUAUUGCUGUUCGUUUACAAAUCUACUUAACCACGACGAUGGAAGUAUACCGUAUUACUUGGUGCAAAAAGUCAAAAUAGCCGUCGAAUAUGGUAGAAUGCUGCUUAAUUCGAGGUACAGACCAUUCCAACACCAAUUACGUGGUUUAGGCGCAUACGACUACAUCGAUCAGCAUCAAUACGAAGGAUUAUGCAUACAAUGGAACGCGAUAAAAGCUGAAACUCAAGUAGUAGAGAUGUUCUUCAAUCAAAUCAGCUUACUUAUUUACCCGGUAGUUUCAGCCACCUCGUUACCGUUCAUCGAAUCCAAACCAAACGAAGAGGUAUCGGCGUUGACCAAAAUAAACGCCAUAAUACACAGCUUAAUCAACCAAGAAAACAAUUCGCGUAAAAGCCACGAAAAAACCAAACGAAUCGCACCUAAAAGACCAAAAUAUUUUAGCGAAGAAGAACUAGGCGUUUUUAUAGUCAAUAAUAUAAUUGAACCCUUAUUCGACGACGAAGACGAACCGAAAAAAAAUGGAAAUGGAAAGGAAACCCGCGAUAAAGAUUAUUCUUCGAGGUACGAUCGAUUCAGACAAUCGUUCAAGAAGCCUACCGAUGGCCCCGAGAGGUUUGAGAAUUUCUUAAUUAAUUUCAAUAAAGUCGAAAUACUACGAAACAACGAUUCAGAUAAACCCAACGAUAAAAGACGCGAUCAUUACAAUAUCAAUUUAAGCACCGAUUUAUUUUUCAAAUUCGACGACGAGAAUGUUUUGAUGAACUGCAACCGAUAUAAUUCACCGCUCAGAUUCGGUAAUCAAUUCUACGGAUUUGAGACCUUUUGUAAAUACGACUGCAAAGGAGAUAACACCCUUACUAACGAUAAAAAAUUCUCGGAUAAAGUUAAAUACGAUGCGAAAAAGUUCAAAGAUAAUAAAUUCGCCAAGAAAGUCCUAGAUAAGGGCAAAUUACCUUACGGAAAUUACGAAUUUAAUAACAAAAAAUUCGUCGAUAAUUAUCAACAUGGCAAGAAUUUCAUCCGAGUCGAGUGAUAGGUAGGUAUCAAAAUAAUCGAGAAAUGUGAUAGAUAAGAUUUAAGUUUUCAAUUUUUUUUUUGUUUUCGUGUUGUUUUUUUUUUAUUUAUUUUUGU
Molecule: messenger RNA, 1232 nt
Organism: Planococcus citri (citrus mealybug)
Lineage: Eukaryota; Metazoa; Arthropoda; Insecta; Hemiptera; Pseudococcidae
Exons: 2
Coding region: 1-1134 (377 amino acids)
Source: RefSeq, a predicted model, not a curated record